UUUUAUAUUCAUCCGUAAACCGAGAUCUUCCUUUUGCUUAAUUGAUCAGUUUCUAAUGAUAUUUUCUUAAUCUUGUUUUCUCCCCCUUUUCUUCAAAUCCGAGUAUAAGAUCUUUUAAUUUCUGCCAAUGGCUUUUGAUCUCUGUAUGGUGAAAACUGUCUUGGCCUCUUAAUUUGCUGCAAAAUUUUGGGUUCUUUUUUGUUGCUAAAAAAGUUAUCAUUUCUAUAUUAAAGGUUGGAUUUUUUUUUUUCUGAUUCAAUGGAAAGGACCAGGUUCAAUGGGCUUGGAUUGCGAUCCUUAUUGGAUUUCUUAGCCUUUAUUUUCUGGGGAUUUAGAAUCUGCCACAUUGCGUAGGGCUUAAAAAGUUGGGGUUUUUUUUCGGUCUGAGGAGGGUUUAAUGGGCUGAACUCAAAGAAUAAUGGGUAGCUUAAGAGAAGACGAAGAAUGUUCAUUUUCUGAUGCUCUUGAGCAGAUUGCAACAAUGCCAGGUUCAAGUUCUAAUUACAUAGAGAUACCUCAUUCAAAAUCUGGCUUUGAUAAUUGUUCUGAAAGUAGUUUCCAAUAUGAUGUAUGGAUUCGAAGCCCACGAAGUGUCAAGGAACGCCGUAGUAAAUUCUUGGAUUGGAUGGGAGUGAGCUUAGAUCGAGUUUCACAUGAGAAUUCAGUAGAUGAACGUAGUUUGGAAGGAGAAUUUGACAGGGUUAAGGAAACCAGUGAUGCUGUUUUGAGAACAUCCGGCUUUGAAGAGCCGUUUUAUUCUAGUCGUUCUUCCAUUUCCUGUUGGUCUAAUGAUAAUUUUGAUUUGUCCAAGGAGUCAAGUUCGCAAGAUAAUUUUUUCUGCAGAGAAGGAAAUGAAGUUGAGGGAGCAGUUUGUGAUGUUGAUGAAGGGGGGCAGGAUGGGAAGGCAAGUGAAGGUUGUGAAAUGAGUGCGGAGCAGUUGGUAACAGUUAAGAAGUCUGAGAACCCUUGUGUAUCGUCGCCCUCAUUUCAACAACUUGAGGAAAGGGAAGUUGAGAAGCAGAAUAAAUCUGAGGGAAAAGCAAAGAGGGUUAAGAACCGUUGGUUGAGUAAAUUGCGUUCAAUAGCAUGCGUUAUGGAUAAACAGGUUGAAGAUGAUAGACUGAGAGCCAAUAUAGAUGAUUCAAUUUUGGGGACUAAGGUUCACAGAGUUAAAGUCCACCAAAGCCGGAAAAGAACGAAGGAACUUUCUGCACUCUAUAAGGGACAAGUUAUCCAGGCCCAUGAAGGUUCAAUUUUGGCAAUGAAGUUCAGUCCUGAUGGGCAGUACCUAGCAAGUGCUGGUGAAGAUGGUGUUGUGAGGGUGUGGCAAGUGGUGGAAGAUCAGAGGUGCAAUGACCUUGACAUUCCAGAAAUAGAUCCUUCCUGUUUAUACUUCACAGUGAAUCAUCUUUCUGAAUUGAAACCCCUUAUUGUAGAUAAGGAAAAAGCAGGCAAUUUAAGAAGCCUGAGAAAAACUUCUGAUUCAGCAUGUGUUAUCUUCCCUCCCAAAGUUUUCCGGCUAUUGGAGAAACCAUUACAUGAGUUCCAUGGGCACAGUGGUGAGAUCUUGGAUCUCUCAUGGUCAGAGAAAAAUUUUCUGCUGUCUUCCUCAGUUGAUAAAACUGUUCGUAUGUGGCGAGUUGGAUGUGACCAUUGCCUCAGAGUGUUUUCUCAUAGCAAUUUUGGUGCGGUUCUAGCUGAUUCUCUGUCUAUCUGUUUGCGUGCAUUUUUAACAUUAACCUGUGUUCAGUUUAACCCUGUGGAUGACAAUUACUUCAUUAGCGGUUCAAUAGAUGGAAAGGUGCGCAUUUGGGCAAUUUCUGGCUGCCAAGUUGUUGACUGGAUUGACGUAAGAGAUAUAGUUACUGCAGUGUGUUAUCGCCCAGACGGACAGGGAGGAAUUGUUGGCUCAAUGACAGGCAGUUGUCUCUUUUACAAUAUGUCAGACAAUCAUUUGCUACUGGAUGCUCAUAUAUGCUUAAAUGGCAAAAAGAAGUCACCAUGCAGAAGGAUAACUGGCUUGCAGUUUUUGCCACAAGAUUCAAGUAAAGUAAUGGUUACUUGCGCUGAUUCACAAGUCAGAAUUCUUCAAGGACCGAAUGUGAUCUGCAAAUACAGGGGAUUAGGUAACAAUGGAAACCAGACAUUCACAUCAUUAACGGCUGAUGGGAAGCAUAUUGUUUCAGCUUGUGAGGACUCUAAUGUAUAUAUAUGGAAUUAUGUUGAUCAGGAUGAGUCUACUCUCUCUAAGGCUAAAGAGAUAAGAUCUUGUGAGCGCUUCUCUGCUAAUGCAUCGAUCGCAAUCCCUUGGUGUGGCCUGAAAUAUGGGAACACAGAAAAUGGAAGGCAGUUUGAAGUAUUGAAUGAGAAUUUACUCGAUAACCUGCAAUUUUCCUCGCCUUAUUUCUCUCUUAGCCAUGAAUACUUUUUGGAGUCUUUUCCCAAGGGAUCUGCAACUUGGCCAGAGGAAGCACUUCCUCCAUCCAGUCCAUUGUCUGGGUCAUCUUCAAUGCAUAAAUCCCAGUACAAGUUUCUGAAAACUUCAUGCCAGAGUACAUUUAAUUCUCACGCAUGGGGUCUUGUUAUAGUGACUGGAGGGUUGGAUGGAAGAAUUAGAUCAUUCCUCAAUUAUGGUUUACCAGUAACUGUGUGAAAUACUAGUGGCCUAGUAAAGGCAUCAGAGAAUUAGAAAUGGGACAAUUUAUAUAUUUGGUUCCUACAGUGGUUGACUUUCCGCAGCAGAUACUAUGUUGAAAUCGAACAGGCUGACAAGUGAUCUUGAGAUUGACAGCAUCAACUGCCAUGGCAUGUUCAGGGCUGAGUGCUUGAUAGGCACGCACAGCUCGGAUAGAUGGUUGAGAAUCUGACGUUUUCUAUGGGCCCAUCUAAGAUUUCAAAUGUGAUCUGCAACCCAAUUUGGUCACUACAAGUGGCUGCUGUUUUAUGGUUGCAAUGAAAUCCUUCUUGGAAUGCGCGAGUGGCCAAGGUUAGCUUAUCUGAACACCCUGGUUAAUUUUAUGAUUGGGUGAUUAGUUAUUCGAGAAAUUUGUCUGCCCGCCCAGAAAAAAUGAUACAAGUCAUGUGUUAUGAGACAGCAAUGGAGAUAUUAUUAUAUGUAUAAUGGAGGUGCCUGUGGCCUGUGGGGCCUUGUAAACCAGCCUCUUCCUUUUGUUCUCUUAAAUAGGAGUAGGAAUCCAGAGCUGGUGGUUGCAGUUCAUUCGGGGAAAAAAUGGUGGGGAGCUUCACCAUUAUCGUAUGUUGGCUACUUUGAAUGAUUGAAUCGUUUGUCUGCCAUUUUGGAUCUGCCUCAUGGUAGGGCCAUUCAAACCUGGUCCUGGAGUUGGCAUUUACCAGGUCUUAAUGGCUUCCCUGCUGACUCUAGUUCUUGAAGGCAGACCAUUUUUGUUUGUUUACAGAGCACAAUCCCAGGCCUUACCUUUCAUGGUGUGUUUGUUACCAAUGGUUACGGUUGACAAUCGGCUAACACUAUUCUUACUUCGGUGCCAAUAAUCAUUUCUCAGUUUUGCGAACACAAUUCACAUAUGUACUGCUUUGAUAUUUAUACUAACACCCAAUAGAGUUGCUUCCACUUUUAUUUUUUGAAGGGUAUACUCUCUAACAGAAAUGACUUGGGUUUAGCUCACAUGUAAUUUUAAUCGAAUCUUGUAAAUAAAUUCAAUCUUAUUGGUUUGGUUCUCCACCCAAGUAAAUAAGUACAUAUGCUGUAGCAUUUGUUGGACAAAGAAGCAAGAAGAAAUUUUUUGUAGUUAGCAUAUCCAUGAUGUUAUGUUUUCCUUAUGAUUUUCAGGUUGUGACUUAUAAUGAGC
Messenger RNA from Durio zibethinus, 3827 nucleotides. RefSeq lists its product as uncharacterized. The record is from RefSeq and is a predicted model, not a curated record. NCBI's taxonomy places the organism in Eukaryota, Viridiplantae, Streptophyta, Magnoliopsida, Malvales, Malvaceae. Gene Ontology annotation, molecular function: protein binding.